Molecule: messenger RNA, 2238 nt
Organism: Tympanuchus pallidicinctus (lesser prairie-chicken)
Lineage: Eukaryota; Metazoa; Chordata; Aves; Galliformes; Phasianidae
Gene: KHDC4
Product: KH domain containing 4, pre-mRNA splicing factor
Exons: 14
Coding region: 47-1951 (634 amino acids)
Cellular component (GO): nucleus
Molecular function (GO): RNA binding
Source: RefSeq, a predicted model, not a curated record
UGGCAACGGCCGGAAGUGACGUUGCGGCGCCGCGCGUUGGCCGGAAAUGACGCUGCGCUUCGCGCGGAGGCGGUGGAGCCGGGCCGGAGCCAUGUCAGCGGGAGGCGGCGGGCAGCGCGACGCUGGGACCGCGGGCGGGCGGCGCAGCAAAUGGGAUCAGCCCGGCCCGGCCCCCGCCUUCCUUCUCUCUGGCGCGGCUCCGCUGCCCGGCCGGCCUUUCCCCGGCGGCGGAGAUGGCGGCACCGCUGUGGGGGUCUCCGAGAGCUCCGCGGCUCCGUCGGGGGCUCUGGAUGCGGCCGCGGCUGUGGCAGCGAAGAUCAACGCGAUGUUAAUGGCCAAAGGGAAGCUGAAGCCAGCGCCUAACGCGGCGGAUAAGCUGCAGGCUCUGGGGAAAGGUCCGGCCACAAAUAAAAGCAAAGAUGACCUCGUGGUGGCAGAGGUGGAAAUCAACGACGUGCCCCUCACAUGCAGAAACCUCCUGACGAGGGGGCAGACCCAGGAUGAGAUAAGUCGACUGAGUGGAGCUGCUGUCUCUACUCGAGGGCGGUUCAUGACUGCAGAGGAGAAAGCAAAAGUGGGACCUGGAGAUCGCCCUCUGUAUCUUCAUGUCCAGGGUCAGACAAGGGAGCUGGUUGACAGAGCUGUUAAUCGUAUUAAGGAGAUAAUUACUAAUGGAGUAGUGAAGGCUGCCACAGGUUCCAGUCCAACAUUCAAUGGAGCUACAGUGACUGUGUACCACCAGCCAGCCCCCAUCGCUCAGAUGUCUCCAGCAGUUGGUCAGAAGCCUCCAUUCCAGUCAGGGAUGCAUUACGUUCAGGACAAAUUAUUCGUCGGUCUGGAGCAUGCUGUACCUACAUUUAAUGUGAAGGAGAAGGUGGAAGGGCCCGGCUGCUCCUAUCUGCAGCACAUUCAGAUUGAAACAGGUGCCAAAGUCUUCCUUCGUGGAAAAGGCUCGGGUUGCAUCGAGCCAGCAUCAGGCAGAGAAGCUUUUGAACCCAUGUACAUCUACAUCAGUCAUCCAAAGCCAGAAGGUUUGGCAGCUGCUAAAAAGCUGUGUGAAAAUCUGUUGCAAACCGUCCAUGCUGAAUACUCCCGGUUUGUGAAUCAGAUAACGACAGCUGUACCUUUGGCAGGCUUUGCACAGCCUGCUGCUAUCAACAGCGUUCCUUCUCAGCCGUCAUAUUACCCUUCCAAUGGAUAUCAGUCUGGUUAUCCUGUCGUUCCCCCUCCCCAGCAACCGGUUCAGCCUCCAUAUGGUGUUCCAGGCAUGGUUCCACCCGCGGUGCCAAUGGCCCCAGGCGUCCUCACAACGCUUCCUGCAGGAGUUCCACCUGUGCCGACGCAGUACCCAAUAUCUCAAGUUCAGCCUCCAGCCAGCACUGGGCAGAGUCCACUGAGCGCUCCUUUCCUUCCUGCUGCUGCCCCGGUCAAAACAAGCCUGCCAGCUGGUACACAGCCACAAGUCCAGGCCCAUCCCCAAGGCCAAAAGAGGCGUUUCACCGAGGAGCUGCCCGAUGAGAGGGAGUCAGGACUGCUGGGAUAUCAGCAUGGACCCAUUCAUAUGACUAAUUUAGGUACAGGCUUCUCCAGUCAGAGCGAAAUCGAUGGAGCCGGGUCGAAGUCAGCAAGUUCCUCAGGAAAGGAGAGAGAGAGGGACAGGCAGUUGAUGCCUCCACCAGCUUUUCCUGUCACUGGGAUGAAAUCAGAAUCUGAAGAAAGAAAUGGUGUGGGGUCUUUACCAGGCAGCCAUGAUCAUCAAGCAAAGAAGAUGAAAACAUCCGAGAAGGGCUUUGGAUUGGUGGCAUAUGCUGGAGAUUCGUCAGAUGAAGAGGAGGAACACGGUGGCCAUAAAAAUGCAAGUACUUUUUCACAGGGGUGGAGUUUGGGAUACCAGUAUCCUUCCUCACAACAGCGAGCCAAACAACAGAUGCCAUUUUGGAUGGCACCGUAAAAGCUACAGAACUGUCUUCAUUCAUCUCUUUAUUAUUAUUUUUUUUUCCUCUAGCAAUAAUGCAUGUAUAUUACAAAAAGAACUUUGCAAAUAUGCAUUGUUUUUACAUUUGCAGAAGCUAAAGGUUCAGUAUUCCGCCUUGAAAGGGCUCCAUUAUUUUUAAACUCUUUAUUUCUGCAGUGAAUUUGUCAUCUAUGAAAACCAUUUGAAAUAGCAUUUGGACAGGGCCGGUCCCUCACAGCGUGGGGGAGGUUCUGGAAAGAGAAACCUGUCCUCUGUUUCCCAUU